GAGAGCUCCCCCAACAGUCGUGUAACUGCAAGCUCAUGGCUUCAUCUUCCUCUUCCCACCGACCUUCUUCUUAUGAUGUGUUUAUCAAUUUUAGAGGUCUAGAUACUCGCACAAACUUUGUCAGUUUGCUCUAUAAUGCUCUAACAAAAGAAGGAAUCAAGGUCUACAAAGAUGACGAAGAACUCAGGGAAGGAGAAGAGAUCUGCCCCUCGCUUCUAAGAGGAAUCCAGGAGUCUAAUAUCUCGAUUCCUGUAUUCUCUAAAAAUUAUGCAGAUAGCAAAUAUUGUUUGAUGGAACUUGCUGAGAUAUGGGAGUGCCAUUUAUCUGACGGUCAAACCAUUUUGCCCGUAUUUAUUGAUGUUGAGCCACGAGAUAUUCGACAUCAGACCCAGAGUUUUGAGGAACCAUUUAAGAAACACCAGAGUAAGUGCAAGGCUAUUGACGUACAGAGAUGGAAGAAAGCAUUGGAAGAUGUGGGGAAUCUAAAGGGAUGGCCUCUCAUGGGAGAUGCAACCAUUGAGGAUCAAUCAAAUUUAGUCGAGUUAAUUGUUCAAAGGAUUUUGAGAGAACCAAGUAGCUCCCCCUUGGGCGAAUGCAAACACCCUGUUGGAAUAGACUUCCACAUAAAUAAACUACUUUCUUUAUUAAAUAUUGAUUCCAAUGGUGUACGCUUUGUGGCAAUAUGUGGCAUGGGUGGCCUCGGAAAGACAACUAUCGCAAAGGCCAUUUACAAUUGCAUUUUUAAAAGAUUUAAUGGGAGUAGCUUUCUUACAGAUGUGAGAGAAGAAGCAUCACAAGGAGAUAAGGGUUUGGUUUCCUUACAAAAUCGACUUCUUGAAGAUAUCUUGAAAAGGGGCCACGACGUGAGAAUUGUUUCUCAAGGAUCAGAAUUGAUAAGAAGACUGCUUAAUGGAAAAAAAGUUCUUCUUAUUCUUGAUGAUGUGGAUGAUCAUUUACAGCUUGAUGUAUUGGCUGGUGGAAUCAAUUGGUUUGGUGAAGGAAGCAGGGUCAUCAUAACAACUAGAGAUGACCAAAGUUUGAAUGCUCAUAAGGUUGAUAAGGAUAUUCAAAUAUACAAGCCUGAAGGACUGGAUUUUGAGAAUUCCCUUCAACUUUUAAGUUUGUAUGCCUUUUCAAAAAGCGAACCUCCGGAAAAGUAUAAGCAGCUUUCACAUAAAAUUGUACAAUAUGCUGAAGGGCUACCCCUAACUCUAGAGGUGUUAGGUUCUUUUUUAUUUGGCAAAGAGAAAGAAGAAUGGGAAGAUACAAUAGAAGGAUUGAAAGAUAUCCUUGAUAAUAUGGUCUCUGGAAUGUCUAUACAAAGCUAUGAUGAGAAGGUUGUUGCAAAGUUGAUGAUAAGUUACAAUAAACUAAGUGAUCAUGCAAAAAUUAUAUUUCUUGAUAUUGCAUGCCAUUUUAUUGGAUUUGAAGCUGAAAAAAUAAAUCCAAUAUGGGAAGCUUGUGAGUUGCGUCCAAGAUUAGCCAUAAAGGAACUCACUCAAAAGCACCUCCUAAAGAUUGAGGCUUAUGGGACAUUGAGGAUGCAUGAUCAACUUAAAUUCAUGGGAAGGAGAAUUGUCUCAAAAGGCAGCCAUGGGGACCCUGCUAAACGUACCAGAUUGUGGUCUGAAGAUGAAAUCCUAAAAGUAUUAGAAAAAAGCAUGGGAACUCAAAUGGUUGAAGGUAUCUUCCUUCCGCGUGAAGUACAUAUAGAUGAUUUAAGCUUUGAAGACUUUGAGAAGAUGCCCAAUUUAAGAAUGCUUGAAGUUGACAGAUUCUACCUCAAUGGGGAUUUUUCACAUCUUCCUUCUCGAUUAAGAUGGUUGAGUUGGUGGAGGUGCCCUUUAGAAAUUCUACCAGCCAAUUUUUAUCACGAGCAACUAGUGCAUCUUGAUUUAACAAAUAGUCAUAUCAAACUAGCUUGGAAUGAUAAACCUCAAAAUAAAAAUAAGAGGUUUAAAAAAUUGAAGGUUCUUAUUCUUGAAGGAUGUUCUCUUCUCUCAGACUCUCCACACUUCUGCUCAUGGUUUCCAUACUUACAAAGAUUGGAUCUCACGGACUGUAGUUCUCUUUUGGAACUCCCAGAUAGUAUUUGUCAAAUUGCUUCAAUCAAAACUCUUAUUCUCAAAAAUUGUUUUUCCAUCAACAAGUUGCCUAUGUCCAUAGGAAACCUAAAAAAUUUGGUUAAGCUUUCGGUAAGUGGGACGAAAAUUGAAGAACUGCCUGAUGGUGUAGGUCAGCUAGAGAAGCUUGAGGACUUAGAUGUUUCAGAUUGCCACAAACUGGUGAAGCUACCAACAUCAAUGGGUAGAAUGAGGAGUUUACUUCACUUUGAACUGUCUGAUACUAUGAUUGUAAAAAUACCAGAUGAUUUUUCAAAGGUCUUGAGCAUAGAGGUGUUAAGAAUGCGCAUGGUGGAGCUAGAUGAUCAGACAGACUACAAGAGACUCCAACCACUGUCGUAUGGUAUGAGUGUUUUUCCCUCUCAGCUUCAGGAGCUAUAUUUGAAAGGCUACAUGAACCUUCGAUCUCUCUCAAAGCUUCCCUCGACUUUAACUUGUCUGGAAGUUAAGAAGUGUAUUUCGCUGCAGAUAAUUUCAGAUCUAUCACACUUGGAAAGGUUGAAGGAAUUAUUUCUUUAUGAUUGCAAAUCAUUGGUAAGAAUAAGAUUACCUGAUUUGUCAAACAUGAAAAGAUUUAAAGUGAAGGGUUGCUCCAAAUUGAGAGAAUUAGGGAUUAGAAAUUGUGAAAAUAUAAAGAUUAGCAAUUGUGAAAAUCUAGAGGAAAUUCACGGCCUCCUCGAAGGAACAGAAUCCUUGGAAAAGUUAGAAGUGAACGAUUGCCCCAAAUUAACGGAGUUACAGAAUUUGUCAAACUUGAAAAGAUUGAGGGAUUUAAGAAUUAGACGUUGUGCAAACCUAAAGGAAAUUCAGGGCCUCGAAGCCCUGGAAGAGUUGAGAUUGGCAGGUUACCCCAAAUUAACAGACUUACCUGAUAUAUCAAACCUGAAGAGAUUGAAUAAAAUAUAUGUUUUUGAUUGUUUAAAUCUUGAGAAAAUUCAAUGCUUGGGAGGAGCAGAAUCUUUGAAAACAUUGAAGGUGUGGAAUUGCGACAAAUUAACAAAGACAACGAGGAAGAUAAUUGGGCAGGGAAGACUUGUACAUAAUGUUGGCAAAAGUGGUCGAAGUAACCAUGAGGGCUCACCAGUUCUGUGUGUUGUUUUUGGAUUCACUUCUAAGAAUCAAGUGAAAGUUGUGGCCGGUGAGCUAGUAAACAUCACUCUUGCGAUUCGCACUCGUAUCCGUUGGAGAGGAGAAAUAAGGAUGUGUCAUCAUUCAAUUAGAGUGGAGGACAUUGAAUUCUCUAAUGAGCGAGACAUAAUCUACAUCCACCAUUUCAAAGGGUUUAAUUGGUUAGGGUUUCCAUUGGAAAGCAAAGAUUCUAUUGAGGGAUUAGUUGUAAGGAUAUUGAAAGUAUUCAGGCACCCAGAUAUUUGCCUUUUCGAUACGGUUGAACCCGGCGCCCAUGUGAAAUUCUGUAAGGUGUUGUUCGAAAACGAGGAAUUAGAGCAGCAAAUGCCUAACCAACAAUCCAGUGCUAUGUUGGUAGCAGAUUUCUUCAUAUGGUCAGAUGCUGAUGAUGAUGAUGAAGAAAUGGAGGAAGUAGAAGAUGCCGACAAAGAGGAGGAGGAGGGGGAAGAAGAUGCUGUUGAUGAUGAUGAUGAAGAGGUGGAGGAAGAAGAAGAUGCUGAUGAUGAUGAAGAGGUGGAGGAGAAAGAAGAUGCUGACGAUGAGGAGGUGGAGGAGGAGGGUGGGUUGAAGGCAGCUAGCAACUAUGUCGAAGCUUGUCUUGAUGAGGAGGACAACAAGGCAGGUCGUUCAGGGGUAUGCAAUUGCUUUGUCGCAGUGAAUGCUGUCUGGGAUGGAUUCUGUAACUGUUUCAGUAGAGGGUUUUUGUGAUAAUGGUCCUUCACUGAUAUAUAGCCACCCUGAGUUCAAUAAUUUUCUCAAGUAACAAUGGUUAUGGUGGUUUUAUUAUUUUGGCGAGAUAUGUUACUGGUGCCAGCUAAAUACCAAGCAGAACCUGCAGCUUGAUCAAUGUGUCACACAAGUCAUUUCUUCAGGACGUACACCACGCCGUAGCAACUAGUGGGAUCGAAGAAGUUGCACAAGUGUGUCUCUGUUCCUGGUGCAUGCUUUUAUAGUCUGAAGACAUGGGACGAUCUCUGCAACUCAGCUCUUCAUAAUAUGGAAUUCCAUGAGAGCUCUUGCAAAAAAAUUAGUUAUAACCUAAAUCAUUUUCAUCUUUAUGUACUUUAUCAGGUUUUCUUCAUGAUGGGAAGAAUAUGGACAGGAAAGAUAGAGAACUAUAAGUUCUUUCUACUGGAAUAUUCUUUUCAUGACUGCUUGUUGGGUUCUAAAAUAGUUCCAAUCAUUGCUACUUUUAAUUCAAUAAGUUUCAGAGUUUCUGGUAGAAAUUGACCAGUUUAAUGUUUUACUGGGCUUCUGUAGUCAGGUCUCAUCUUAGAGAACAUUUAGAGUUUGAAAUGCAAUCUCAUAAAUUUGUAUCUCAUAAUUUAGAUUGUUCCUAUAUUUGCUUCAUGGUGUAGAACUUCUAGGCUUUGUAACAGGAUUCAAACAUAAAGUAUUUAGGUUUUUGAGAAGAAUUUGAUUUUGAAUGCCACAGUUUGGGCUU
This is a messenger RNA of Macadamia integrifolia, 4695 nucleotides long. RefSeq names its product disease resistance protein RUN1-like. Lineage: Eukaryota; Viridiplantae; Streptophyta; Magnoliopsida; Proteales; Proteaceae. Gene Ontology annotation, molecular function: ATP hydrolysis activity; ADP binding. Gene Ontology annotation, biological process: defense response; signal transduction. The coding region runs from base 36 to 3959 and encodes 1307 amino acids. The transcript has 6 exons. The record is from RefSeq and is a predicted model, not a curated record.